Messenger RNA from Penicillium paradoxum, 1443 nucleotides. Its product is annotated as aldehyde dehydrogenase. The transcript is spliced from 4 exons. NCBI's taxonomy places the organism in Eukaryota, Fungi, Ascomycota, Eurotiomycetes, Eurotiales, Aspergillaceae. Bases 1 to 1443 code for a protein of 480 amino acids. Gene Ontology annotation, molecular function: succinate-semialdehyde dehydrogenase (NAD+) activity. The record is from RefSeq and is a predicted model, not a curated record.
AUGGCGCAACCGCAAUCGAACACGGCGGUGACCCCACUCAUCAUCGACAACGAGUCCAUCGAGACCGACAUCAAAUUCGAGGUUUAUGCUCCGGCUACUGGCGAGGUACACGGAUACUGUGCAGGUGUAUCAGUUGAAGAAGCCAACCGGGCAGUCGACUCGGCACAGGCUGCCUUCCCCGCAUGGAAGAAGACCACCGCAUAUGAGCGCCGUGACAUCCUGAUGAAGGCCGCUGAGAUCAUGGAUUCACGCAAAGAGGAACUGAUCCAAUACCAGCGCGAGGAAACAGGUGCCGGCCGGCCUUUCUCCGAGCACACCUUCAAUCUAGGUGUGGCCUUCAUUAAAGAUUUCGCGGCCCGGAUCUCCACAAUUGAGGGUGUGGUGCCCAACGUCACCAGGGAAGGUGAGGGAGCGAUCGUCUAUAAGGAGCCGUACGGAGUGAUCUUGUCAAUUGCCCCCUGGAAUGCUCCAUUUAUCCUUGGCACGCGUGCUGUUGCACUCCCUCUGGCGGCUGGUAACACUGUUGUUCUCAAGGGCUCCGAGCUCUCACCCAAGUGUUUCUGGGCAUUGGGCGAUAUCUUCCGGCAAGCUGGUCUUCCCGCAGGAUGUCUGAACGUCAUCUUCCACAAGCCCUCGGAUGCCCCGGCCGUCACCAACGCUCUGAUCGCCCACCAGGCUGUGCGCAAGGUCAACUUCACCGGUAGCACUAUGGUCGGUUCGAUCAUCGCUUCCACCGCAGGUAAACACAUCAAGCCUGUGCUACUUGAGCUGGGCGGCAAAGCCUCGGCAGUUGUUUUGGACGAUGCGGACCUGGACAAGGCUGCCAUGAACUGUGCUCUCGGAUCUUUCAUGCACUCCGGACAAAUUUGCAUGUCAACCGAGCGCAUUGUUGUGCAGCGCGCGAUCGCCGACGAGUUCCGUCAGAAGCUUGUCCAGACAGCGGAGAAGUUGUUUGGCAAGGACGCGCCCGCGCUGGUUCUGGUCAACGCCGCGGCCGCCGCUAAGAACAAGAAGCUUGUGGCGGACGCAGUGUCUCGCGGAGCUAAGCUGCUGUUCGGCGACGCCAACGCUAAUGAAUCCGUCAACACGGCCAUGCGGCCCAUUGUUGUCGACGGUGUCACCAAGGAGAUGGACAUGUACGCGACCGAAUCGUUCGGCCCGACCGUGUCUCUCUUCGUGGUGGAUACCGAAGACGAGGCGAUCACACUGGCAAAUGACACAGAGUAUGGUCUCACUGCGGCAGUGUUCACCAACAACCUCUUCCGCGGAUUGCGGGUGGCUAAGCAGAUUGAUUCUGGCGCCGUUCAUAUCAAUUCCAUGACUGUGCAUGAUGAGGCUAUCCUCCCUCACGGAGGAUGGAAGAGCAGUGGCUUCGGUCGCUUCGGAGGAAUUUCAGGGUACAACGAGUUCCUCCAGACCAAAACGGUUACCUGGCACGAGUAA